Molecule: messenger RNA, 2052 nt
Organism: Bubalus bubalis (water buffalo)
Lineage: Eukaryota; Metazoa; Chordata; Mammalia; Artiodactyla; Bovidae
Gene: HTR2B
Product: 5-hydroxytryptamine receptor 2B
Exons: 4
Coding region: 308-1924 (538 amino acids)
Biological process (GO): heart development; regulation of behavior; smooth muscle contraction
Cellular component (GO): dendrite; plasma membrane
Molecular function (GO): neurotransmitter receptor activity; G protein-coupled serotonin receptor activity
Source: RefSeq, a predicted model, not a curated record
AUUUGAAGCACCAGUGCUGGAGGCUCAGAAUAAGCCAACAGGAGGAGGACUCCCACCAAAGCAGCACGCAGGUCUCCUGAGUAGAUCCGACGAAACGCUUAGGAGAGUAACCCGCAAAUAAGAGGGAGAACUCUCUGGCAUUCAAAUUCAAACUCGAUUCUGCCACAACAAGCAAAAAAAAGGGAGAGAGAGAAACCAAAAAACAGCCUUUUUUUCCCACAGCUAUCAGUUUCUUUCACUAAGCCUUCCGAAACCUGAGCCUCUGCAGAACACUAACCACUCGGGCCUCACCUACAGACAUGGACAGAUGUACUUACACUUUCAUUUUAUAGAACUUGAAAUUCUCUUUUUAAGGAAGGAGUCAACUUUGGCCUUGAGUGUUUGGCAUGGGUACAAAGCCUUAAAAAAGCAGAUGACCAGCUUAGCUACUGACCAUGCUGAUCAGUGUCCGGAAUCAGAUCAAAUCAAAGAAAAACAGCGAAUGGCUUUCUCUUUUAGAAUAUUCGAGCAACGUACAAGUCCUGGGCAUGUUUUGCAGAGCUCAUUUGACCACUUAAUCUCUUCUAACUGGUCUGGAUUACAGACAGAAUCAAUAACAGAGAAAAUGAAACAGACUGGUGAGGAACAGGGAAAUAAACCGCGAUGGGCAGCUCUUCUGAUACUCAUGGUGAUAAUACCCACAAUUGGUGGCAACAUCCUUGUUAUUCUGGCUGUUUCACUGGAGAAAAAGUUGCAGUAUGCUACCAAUUAUUUCCUAAUGUCCCUGGCAGUGGCCGACUUGCUGGUUGGAUUGUUUGUGAUGCCGAUUGCCCUCUUAACAAUAAUGUUUGAGGCUAUGUGGCCCCUCCCACUUGUUCUAUGCCCUGCCUGGUUAUUUCUUGAUGUUCUUUUUUCUACUGCAUCCAUUCUGCAUCUCUGCGCCAUUUCAGUGGAUCGUUACAUAGCCAUCAAAAAGCCAAUCCAGGCCAAUCAAUAUAACUCACGAGCUACAGCAUUCAUCAAGAUUAUCGUGGUGUGGUUAAUUUCAAUAGGCAUUGCCCUUCCAGUUCCUAUUAAAGGGAUAGAAACUGAUGUGGCUAACCCAAACAACAUCACCUGCGGGCUGACAAAGGAUCGUUUUGGCAGUUUCAUGCUCUUUGGCUCACUGGCUUCCUUCUUCACACCUCUGGCCAUCAUGAUUGUCACCUACUUUCUCACUAUCCAUGCUUUACAGAAGAAAGCUUACUUGGUCAAAAACAAGCCACCUCAACGCCUAACAUGGUUGACUGUGUCCACAGUUUUCCAAAGGGAUGAAACACCUUGCUCAUCACCAGAAAAAGUGGCAAUGCUGGAUGGUUUUCACAAGGACAAAACUCUGCCCAAUGCAAGUGCUGACAUACUUAUGCGAAGAAUGUCCACAGUAGGGAAAAAGUCAGUACAGACCAUUUCCAAUGAACAGAGAGCCUCAAAGGUUCUCGGGAUUGUAUUUUUCCUCUUUUUACUUAUGUGGUGCCCCUUUUUUAUUACAAAUGUAACUUUAGUUUUAUGUGACUCGUGCAACCAGACGACUCUCAACAUGCUCCUGGAGAUAUUUGUGUGGAUAGGCUAUGUUUCCUCAGGAGUGAAUCCUCUGGUCUACACUCUCUUCAACAAGACAUUUCGGGAUGCAUUUGGCCGGUACCUCACCUGCAAUUACCGAGCCCCCACAUCAGUAAAAACCCCUGGAAAAUGUUCUAGUAAUAUCUACUUCCAGAAUCCAAUGGCAGAGAAUUCUAUAUUUUUUAUGAAACAUGGAAUGCGAAAUGGCAUUAAUCCUGCCAUGUACCAGAGUCCAAUGAGGCUCCGAGGUUCAACCGUUCAGUCUUCAUCCAUCAUUUUACUAGAUACACUUCUCCUCACCGAAAAUGAAGGUGACAAAACUGAAGACCAAAUCAGUUACUUAUAGUAGAAAUGGCACAAUUUUAAUAUAAUGAUGAGUAAGAUGAUUAAGAAAAUAUAAAUAUACCAGAAUUAUAUAAAGAACUUUAUAUCAUGUAUCAAAAAUCAUCUCUUAAUAAAUUAAGAAUUAUGUAU